Messenger RNA from Thyridium curvatum, 975 nucleotides. RefSeq lists its product as uncharacterized. The record is from RefSeq and is a predicted model, not a curated record. The transcript has 3 exons. Lineage: Eukaryota; Fungi; Ascomycota; Sordariomycetes; Thyridiales; Thyridiaceae. Bases 1 to 975 code for a protein of 324 amino acids. Gene Ontology annotation, molecular function: catalytic activity.
AUGAAGAAGACUAGAGGAAAAGAGAUUGUGAGAGAGCUCGCGAAGAAGGCGGACGUCCUGGUCGAGAACUUCAGGCCGGGCACCAUGGACCGUUUGGGCCUGGGGUACGAUUCCCUCAAAGAAGUGAACCCGAGAUUGAUAUAUGCAAGCAUUUCCGGGUAUGGGCCUAGUGGGCCUUAUGGUAAAAGGGCAGGAUACGAUCCUAUCGCUGCUGCUGAAGCUGGCCUCCUCCAUGUUACCGGCGAGCGGACCGGUCCUCCUGUGCGAACCGGCAUCGGCAUGGUCGACAUGUCAACAGGGCUGUACCUGCACGGAGCCAUCCUAGCAGCACUCUAUGCUCGGGACCGUGGAGGAAAGGGCCAGCGAGUUGAAGCGUCGCUUUUCGAGACGCAGAUCAGCAUGCUGACCAACGUUGGCUUGGGGUGGCUUAACCUGGGCGUUGAAGCCCAGCGCUGGGGCUGCCAACAUCCCAGCAUAUCGCCCUACGAUGCUUUUCAGACAAAGGAUAAUUAUCUCGUCUGCGGGGCUAACAACGAUGCACAAUUUGCCACCUUCUGCGAGGUUCUGGGGCUAGAAGAGUUGAUCAUGGACGAACGGUUCGUGACAAACGCCCUGAGGGUCGAACAUCGCGAGGCCCUGCACUCGAUUGUCAGCGCCGUCCUCAAGCAGAAGACGACAGACGAGUGGACAAGCCUGUUCGAGAAGACAACUCUCGCAUUCGCCCCGAUCAACAACAUGGAGCGCGCGUUCGCCCACCCCCAGACCGCGGCUCGGGCCAUGGUCGCCGAGAUGCAGACACCCACUGCGGAGUCGGGAAAGAUUCGCGUCAUUGGGCCGGCUGUCAAGUUCAGCGAGACAAAGACCAGCUUGCGAACUUCGCCGCCUAUGCUCGGCCAGCACACCACUGAGGUCCUCAGCACCCUCGGCAUCAAUGCCGAUGAGGUAGAAGAAUUGAGGCAAACGGGCGUGGUGUGA